This is a messenger RNA of Miniopterus natalensis, 1666 nucleotides long. It is a transcript of the gene LPAR6, whose product is annotated as lysophosphatidic acid receptor 6. Gene Ontology annotation, biological process: positive regulation of Rho protein signal transduction; phospholipase C-activating G protein-coupled receptor signaling pathway. Lineage: Eukaryota; Metazoa; Chordata; Mammalia; Chiroptera; Miniopteridae. The record is from RefSeq and is a predicted model, not a curated record. Gene Ontology annotation, cellular component: plasma membrane. Gene Ontology annotation, molecular function: lysophosphatidic acid receptor activity.
UUUAAAAAAGCAAGAAGUAAAUGCAACCAAACUGGGAAUGUUUAAGUCUCUGAAAGUCUGCAGUGAAAAGCAAAAUAAAAUUGCUAACUUUAGCUUAAACAUUCUGGAGCACAAAGAAACUUUAAUUUUGGAAUAUCAUCCUGACUACUGAAAUACAAGUUUACCAGACAAGUAGAUUUAUUCUGUCUCAGAGCACGGCGUUUCUUUACAAUUUAUAAUCCAAUGGAUUGGCUUCACUGACUACAUUUUUUAAAAGUUGCUCGUCGGUUAACAAGCCCUGGAUUCAAAGAUUUUCUGGAGACUAGAAAAUCCGACUAUUUUCCUGUUGAAGAACCAAGUGCAAACUUUACAGCAACAAAUUUCAUGUUUCUUUUGGAGAUUCUGGAGGAAAAGGAAAUAUUUAUAAAACCACCCAAAGAUCCAGAGAAUUUGCAAAUACACUGGGGGUUUUAAAGUGGUCAAAAUCUGAAUACCAAAGGAGCCUGCUGCUGACCAAAGGACUUCAAUCAACACAGUAAGCUGACCGUGCCUUUAUAAUGGUAAGCAAUAACAGCUCUCAAUGCUCCUAUGAUGACUCCUUUAAGUACACUUUGUAUGGGUGCAUGUUUAGUAUGGUGUUUGUGCUUGGGUUAAUAUCCAACUGUGUGGCCAUAUACAUUUUCAGCUGCACCCUCAAAGUACGAAAUGAAACUACAACGUACAUGAUUAACUUGGCAAUGUCAGACUUGCUUUUCGUUUUUACUCUACCCUUCAGGAUAUUUUACUUUGCAACACGGAACUGGCCAUUUGGAGAUUUACUUUGUAAAAUUUCAGUGAUGCUGUUUUAUACCAACAUGUACGGAAGCAUUCUGUUCUUAACCUGCAUUAGUGUAGAUCGAUUUUUGGCAAUUGUCUAUCCAUUUAAAUCAAAGACUCUAAGAACCAAACGAAAUGCAAAAAUCGUUUGCAUUGUUGUGUGGUUAACUGUGAUGGGAGGAAGUGCACCAGCAGUUUUUUUUCAGUCUACCCACUCUCAGGGUAACAGUACCUCAGAAGCCUGCUUUGAAAAUUUUCCAGAAGCCACAUGGAAAACCUAUCUCUCACGGAUUGUAAUUUUCAUUGAAAUAGUAGGAUUUUUUAUUCCUCUAAUUUUAAAUGUAACUUGCUCUAGUAUGGUGCUAAGAACUUUAAAUAAACCUGUUACAUUAAGUAGAAGCAAAAUAAACAAAACUAAAGUUUUAAGAAUGAUUUUUGUACAUUUGGUCAUAUUUUGUUUCUGUUUUGUGCCUUAUAAUAUCAACCUUAUUUUAUAUUCUCUUAUGAGAACACAGACAUUUGUUAAUUGCUCAGCAGUGGCAGCAGUAAGGACCAUGUACCCCAUCACUCUCUGCAUUGCUGUUUCAAACUGCUGCUUUGACCCAAUAGUUUACUACUUCACGUCAGACACAAUUCAGAAUUCAAUAAAAAUGAAAAACUGGUCUGCUAGGAGAAAUGACUCCAGAUUCUCUGAAGUUCAAGGCACAGAGAACUUUAUUCAACAUAACCUACAGAUCUUAGAAACUAAGGUAUUUGACAAUGAAUCUACAAUAUAAGCUGCCUGAAAUAAAACCACUGGAACUUCACUGGGACAGAACCUUCAAGUUCCUUCAACUGUGAAAAGUUUUCUUGAACAACUAUUUCUGCAUCU